GAGCGGCCGCGGCGGGGCCCCAUGCGGCGGCCGGGACGGAGCUCUCCGCCGCCGGGCCCCUCCCGUACCGACAGCAGCACUAGGAGCCGCCGAUGACCUGGACCAGCAGCAUGAGCAGCGGCUACAGCAGCCUGGAGGAGGAGGACUCCGAGGAGUACUUCUUCACCGCGCGCACCUCCUUCUUCAGGAGGCCGCCGGGCAAGACCCGCGCCGCCCCGCAAGAUGAUCAGAAGGAGACCGAACCUCAUGUUUAUCUCAGUAAAGAAGAAGUUAAAGAGAAGAUACAAAGCUAUAACUCAUCUGUUACUGAUAAAUUGAAGAUGACCUUGAACUCAAAUGGGAUUUACACUGGCUUCAUCAAAGUUCAGAUGGAACUAUGCAGACCGAUCACUGUGCAGUCUUCUCCCAGCCAGGGAACGUGUGCUCACAGCAAUAACGAAACUGCUUUUUACCUGCCCAACGACUGUGUGAAUACACUUCACAUCAGCAGCACCAAUACUGUCCGUGAAGUUAUUGAGGCCUUGCUCAAAAAGUUUUUUGUUGCUGACAACCCUGCAAAGUUUGCACUUUACAAACGCUGUCACAAGGAAGACCAAGUUUAUAUAUGCAAGCUGUCUGACAGAGAACAUCCCCUCUACCUGCGUUUGGUGGCAGGCCCCAGGACAGAAAUGCUCAGUUUUGUUCUACGUGAGCAUGAGACUGGAGAGGUCAUGUGGGAAGCUUUCAGCCUUCCUGAACUGCAAAACUUCUUGCGUAUACUGGACAAAGAAGAAAACGAGCAACUGCAAAUCCUAAAGAAGCGUUACGCAGCUUACAGGGACAAACUUGAAGAAGCCCUUGGUGGGGUGUGGAAACCUGGUUAAAAGGGGGCCAAAGCACACUCAGGAAAAAUGCACACAACCAAAUGUCAGUAUAGCAUGCCAAACCCAAAGUACAAAAGAGCAGCAAAGAGUAGUUUUCUUUAUUCAGAAGACUGUUUUGUGAUGCUAGGGUACCUGAAUUUUGCUAUAGACUUAGUCCAUAAGCCAGGUCACUUAGCAUCUCGCACCCACAAGUGUAAGGGAUUCUGCAUGUUUGUACAUCAGUUUGCAACCCUCUGUGUGCCUAGAGAGUUUUCCAAGUAAUCUUGGUGCAAGCUGUGAAACUGUAAUCAAUUUACUAGGAUGCUAUGAAAUAAGAUUAUUUUUUUUUCUUCUUUGCUUUAAUGGUAGCUUUACAAGUAAGGAGGUGCAAAUUGAUUGGUUUAAAAAAUGAAUAAAUCUAUCUGGAAAAUAAUCAGUUGGAGCACUAUCUUUGAGAUGAAAUUGAUUUGCACUACCUUUCUGUUUUCAAAUAGUUACUGUAUAAUUUGUGAGAGAACUGUUAUAGAUGGAAGGUGUAUGAGACCUUAUGUUUUGUUCUGUGAAAUUUGUGGAAGGCUUUCAGUUAGUCUUCCCAGAGAAGGUAAGGAGAAAGUUGAAGAGAGGGUUAGAGUUAGGGCAGGAAAAGUGUAAUAGUUGAUGGAGAAGGACUGGUUUUAAAUAGAAAUAGUAUUUAUACAGAGGAAAGUUAAAAUACUAAUUCUACAAGAGUAAAGUUUUAGGAUGUUGUAACAUUGUGACUAAGUUUUAGGGCUUUUUAAUUUCAUAAAUCCACACUGGAAAAGAAAUAAAGAUAGAAAAAUUGGGAAGGAAAAAGAGGCAAAAGCUGAAUAAGAAUGGAAGUGGAGCUGUACAGAGGUCACAGUUGGAGAAACUAGUUCCAUAAAUGUUUAAUGGGGGGUUGGAAAGUGCAGCAAAGCUAACCAAGUGGCUGCUUACUUGAAUUCUGAAAUGUGGAUGUUAUCUAAGAUAAAACUUUGUGAGAAAUACCCAUCCUAGUGAGUGUUUAGGAUCCAAGCUAUAACUACAGAUGCAUUUGGUCUUUGUUGCAAGUCAGAUCUUUCCUCUGGCUCAGCAAUCCAUUUUUAGGCUGGAUAAUUUUGAAUUGUCAUAUCUGAAAGACAAAAAUAGCUUCAUCUGCUUCCUCAUCUGUUAAAGGCUCAGUCAGGCAAAGGAAGUAAGAGUUUCUUGUUCAUGUUUCCAGCGUAACAGAAAAUUAAAUUAUAUUGACUGUAAAUUAUAUUGACCAAGCUUAGCAACACUUGCUUUUAGUAAUUCAAAGAUUUUCUCCCUCAUAUUUUUUAACUCCUUAAUUGAACACCUGAUUACCAAAUUCUGUAGACUGCUGAUUUACUUGAUUUAAAUGUAGGAAAAAUGUAGCAAGAAAACAUUUUACUUUAUUGUAAAUAAAAUUGUGGUUCUUUCAGAGUUAUUUAUCUAAAAAGCACGCUGGAAAGAAACCAAAGAAGUGGGAGUGCAAUAGAGGCAUAAGGCAGGUCAGGUAACCCAUAAUCCAGUCAUUACCACGCCGGAGAGGAAAUGAGCUGUGCAUAAUGGAGGUGAGGUGGGGGAAGUGCUACAGGCUGAGGAACUGCAGAAGUUGGGUGGUGUGUUUUGUUUCGAUUCCUUUGGGUGGGUUUUUUUCCUCUGCUCCUAGGAUGUUCAUUUUGAAUUCCCAAGGAAUUGUUAGAACUUUGGCGACAUCUAAUGGAUACUCUGUGAAACUCCACUAUGCUUCUGGUCAUCACCAAAAUUUGAUGUAACUGUGCCUUUGUUUCCUUUCCUUAGACUUCUUUUUUGAAACUCUUCACAGGUGUUUUUUGGUAAAAAGAAUUUGACAAUCAUAAUGUUUUAAAGUGUUAAGAGAAAUUAAAAGUAGGACUAACUAUAAAGUAUCUAUAUGGCAUAUCUUGUUGUUGUUUUUUUUUUUUUUCCUUAAUUUCACAUGUAACAUUGUAGUGCAUGUGUGAGUUAGUAACAUUAUCCUCAAGUGAGACACUUUAUAAUGGUUCAGGGAAUGCUUUUCUGUUUUGUUACGGUUUGUUUUUUCUAUGAAGCAGCAGCAUGUCCAUGGGUAUUCUGUUAACAUCUACUUAUUUAUAUGCCUGCCCGUAACGAUGUAGUCUUUACAUAAUCGCUGUUAAUGUUGAACCAUUUGUUGCUCAGAUUUAAACACUGUUUGAGUCUAAAAGUGGAGUAUAAAAAUAUGUGAAUUUUGUUUUUACUUGAACUGAACUAUCAGUCUUUUAAGUGGGCACAUCUACAUUUACUUCAGCCAAAAACCUCAAUCAGUGUUGUAUGCACUAUGAGUUUUGAAUUGGGGGAGAAGGGGCAAGAACCAAAACGGCUUACUAUAUUUUAAUUUUGUCUUAGUCCAUGGUUAAUUAUUGUAAGAUGUCAUGUGUGGGGUUAAUUAUUAUUAUUAUUAUUAUUAUUUUUUACACACUGGCAAUUACAACAGCUUUAAUUUAAAGAAAAGUAAUGGUCAUCCCUGGCCACCUUUUCUCUUUUUAAUUUUAGCAUCAAAUUAAACUGUCAAAGCUUUUGUUGCAGAACUGUUUUUUCAUUUCUUUAUGUGAUGGUACCAGAAUGAUCAGAUGAUUGGGGAAGGGGGGGGUGGGAGGAGGGGAAUGCAGGGAAACAUUAAAAUAUAUGUCUUUAAAAACAAACAAGCAUUAAACUAUUUAUAAUUUUGACAAGCUUAGUUUUAUUUUUAUAGGGAAGUUUUUAUUCCCCUAAAAGUUGUUAAUGAAAUGGCAAUUGAUGGUUCCAUUAUUAAAGUUGAAGUUGGCAAUACUUUG
Molecule: messenger RNA, 3661 nt
Organism: Phasianus colchicus (ring-necked pheasant)
Lineage: Eukaryota; Metazoa; Chordata; Aves; Galliformes; Phasianidae
Gene: RASSF3
Product: Ras association domain family member 3
Biological process (GO): signal transduction
Cellular component (GO): cytoplasm
Source: RefSeq, a predicted model, not a curated record